This is a messenger RNA of Lineus longissimus, 1525 nucleotides long. Its product is annotated as nicotinamide N-methyltransferase-like. The transcript is spliced from 4 exons. The record is from RefSeq and is a predicted model, not a curated record. Gene Ontology annotation, molecular function: N-methyltransferase activity. The coding region runs from base 179 to 1006 and encodes 275 amino acids. Gene Ontology annotation, cellular component: cytosol. Lineage: Eukaryota; Metazoa; Nemertea; Pilidiophora; Heteronemertea; Lineidae.
UGGCACAUUGGACGAUUCUGUUACAGCAGCGGCUUUGUUAAUCGAUUCGGCUUCAGCUCGGAAGCUGCUUGAGUAUUUCCCUGAGAAGCUUGUCCACUCGCGGCAGAGAAUCAGCAUUAAAAGAGCGCCAGUGAGAAAUAUUCAAAUUCUGUUAUCACUGCACCUCACUCAAGCUGACAUGGACAGCACACCGGUGACCAAGAGUAUCCUAUAUGGAAAUGACUACAAAACCCACUUCGAUGCAAAGUUCUACCUGAACACCUAUCACAGUGAGGUCCAACCGUUUUCUUCCAAGCUGCUACAAAUGGUCCACGAGCUUGUAGCUACAGCUCAGAUUCCGUCGGGAGGCAGACUUCUCAACGUCGGAUGCGGCCCGAGCAUCUAUGCUGUCAUUUCCCCCGGAAGUCGAUGCUCAGAGAUCGUUUUCUCAGAUUUCGCACCGCAGAAUGUUGAUGAAGUUCGAAAAUGGGCGAAUAAUGACCCGGAUGCUCAUGAUUGGAGACCAUAUUUUGAACAUGUGUGUCAGUUGGAAGGAAGGCGUGACGAAUGGGAAGCGCGACAAGACCACAUCCGCCAAGCGACCAAACAUGUCGUAUCAUGUGACGUCCAUCAGGAGAACCCAUUGGCUCCCUUGGUCUUCGAACCAUUUGACGUCAUUGUCUCCAGCCUGUGUUUGGAAUCAGCGUGCCUUGAUGAAACAUCAUUCAGGAGUGCCGUAAAAAACGUGGUUUCACUACUAAAACCGGGCGGACUUUUUUUCCUUGACGGGCUUCAGGAGAAAACCUCCUAUGAGGUUGGAAAUAUGAACUUUCAUAAACUUCCCAUAAACAACAAAAUUAUCAAAAGCGCCUUCAAGGCCGCUGAUCUGACGAAUCUACGUUGGUCAAAAGACAACAAGCAUGGAACUGAUAACAAUGCCAACACGGGCCAGCGGGCGGCCGAUUUUGGUUUGUUCGCGGUUAGAGCCACCAAAGUACCUCGAUAUAACAUUGUUGAGGACUUCUAGCUUUCAACCAAAUAUAUAUAUCAUGUAGGUUCCUAUGCACUGCCCAUAUCAAGUGCCUAUAACACUGAAAAGUAACGUUGUACAAUUCGUCGAUGGCCAAUCAGCAAAUUUUUCAUUUUGAGAGAACUCAACUUAAAGAUUCUGUUUAGUUUGAAUGACUCUGGAUUGGACGCAUUGCCCUAUAUUUUAUUAUGAAAACUGCUUUGAAUAUCACGAUAUUGGUGUUUAAGUAGAUAUGGGUAGUAGAACCUAGACGACGCUGUUGUCUCAAUUUCAGAAAAAUUUGUGAAAUCAUCGACGAAUUAUAGGUCUGUGUGCAGUAUAUUGUCAGCAUCGUUCUACACUCUGACGGCUAUACAUGUAUUUGUUCCGCUUUACCUUUUAUGAUUCUAAGAUAAAAUCUUAUUAAGUUUUUUAUAUGUCUACGUGUACAGUCUACGUCUGCAGACUAUUAAUAUUAGGUUUGGCCAUGAAAUAGAGAGAAAUGAAGAAAUAAAAAUUCCCGAACACUAAUUUCAA